GAUCGUUUGCGGAUUAAUUGGGUAAAAGUGAAACUUCUGGCUAUUGAAAGCAAUCGAUCAAAAUUCUAAAAUACCUUUGGACGAUAUUUCGUUCAAAAUUCGAAGCCUAAAAUGCUUUUCCUCACCGCCCGAGUCGAUCACACGGCCGAGCAGAUUUUCAAAAUUAAUCAACUCAGGCAGCUGGUGGAGAAGUGCGAGGAUCUAAAUGUGGGCACCGAGGACACGCUGCUGACCAAGUUCCUGCACUACACGCGCUGGGACACAAUCAAGGCCUACCAGGCCAUACACGCCUACUAUGAGUUCAAGAUGCGCCAUCCCACCUGGGUGGCCCGCCACCCCAUUGAGCACUAUCGUCAGCUCUUCUACGGCACCCACUGCCGCUACGUCAUGCCCCAGGUGGAUCGCAAUGGACGGGUGCUGGUGGUCUUCAAGACGGUGGAUGGGUUCCGGGACUACCCCGACUAUCUGCAGAGUCUCGUCGAGAUGGACGACCUGAUCUUCGAGUCGCUCCUGCUGCUCCCACAUGUCCAGCAGAAUGGGAUAACGGUCAUUUGUGAUCUCCAAGGGACAACCCGAAAUUUUCUGCGACAAUUUUCACCAGCAUUUAUGAAGGUGGUGAACGAAAAGAACGGAGUUCUGCCUUUCAGUCAGCGUAUCGUACAUAUAAUACAACGCGGUUUCCUGAUGCACGUAACCUCCACUUUGUUUAUGCCCUUCAUGAACAAGGAAUUCAAGGAAAAGAUCUUUACCCACGACGGGCGACAUCUUAGCAAGCUCCGCGAAAUGGUGGGCUACGAAAGUCUACCCGCGGAAUAUGGAGGUCCUGCGACGAACGUCCUGGAUACGAACUUGAUAUUCAAUCACUUGAGCCAAAAUGCGGAGUAUCUGGAAAAGCUGCAGACUUACGGAAAGAUAUAGAAAAAUAUAAGAAACUAUUGUUUACUAUUUUAUAAGUAUUUCUGAACAUAAACCACAUAUAAUGCCUAUUAAUAAUU
Messenger RNA from Drosophila teissieri, 995 nucleotides. RefSeq lists its product as uncharacterized. NCBI's taxonomy places the organism in Eukaryota, Metazoa, Arthropoda, Insecta, Diptera, Drosophilidae. The transcript is spliced from 4 exons. Gene Ontology annotation, molecular function: phosphatidylinositol bisphosphate binding. The coding region runs from base 112 to 918 and encodes 268 amino acids. Gene Ontology annotation, cellular component: membrane. The record is from RefSeq and is a predicted model, not a curated record.